AGGAACUUUUGGACGUGGGACCGUGUGAGAGGUGCGCGGGUGCGGGGGGACGGGGAAGGCAGCAGCACCGUCGGGCGCCGCCGCCGCCGCCAUGAGCUUCGAGUGGCCCUGGCAGUACAACUUCCCGCCGUUCUACACACUACAGCCAAAUGUAAGCACACAGCGCAGGCAGCUGGCAGCAUGGUGUUCACUGGUGCUUUCCUAUCUACGCUAUCACAAGCUUUACACCAUCGAUGUAUUGGAGUCCCAGGAAAGCCCACUGUUCAACAACAAGAAGAUUCAAAGAAAGUUUCCCGUUGAAGCUAUUCAAGUUGUAUUAGAAGAACUCCGGAAGAAAGGAAACUUAGAGUGGAUUGAUAAAAAUAAAACUCGCUGUCUCAUAAUGUGGAGGAGACCAGAAGAAUGGGGGAAACUGGUGUAUCAGUGGGUUUCAAAGAAUGGUUUGACAAACUCAGUAUUUACAUUUUAUGAACUCUCCAAUGGUGAUGACACUGAAGGUGAAGAGUUCCAUGGUUUGGAAGAAUGGCUUCUACUGCGGGCACUGCAGACUCUACAGUCUGAGCGAAAGGCAGAGAUUAUCACCCUUGCUGACAGUAAAGGGGUCAAGUUCUUCUGAUGCCAUCCAUGCUGGUCUAGGCAGCUGCUGGAGACUCGUACGAAAAUCAAAAGCAUUAUUAAUGAAAAUGAAUUCAAGUCCCUGAAGGAAAGUAUGUUGAACUUCAGAUCUCCAGCUAUCACUGUUACACUGUUGACUUGAUUGUAACGCACAGCCUGGCUGCCUGCAACUGCAGUCUCCUUCUAAUUCUUCAUCUCGGCUUAAAGCAAUUAUUGCUUCGAGUACUGAAUAUAACAUUACCAAUUGUUUGUACUGUUACUCUGUGUUGCAGAGAAAGAAAGACUCAAAAGGCAGAAGGUUUGCACAUAGCCAGCCGGUACAGACUCAGAGUUAAGUGGUUAGAAAAGGGUCUACAGCAUAUUGCAUAUCCACAAUAAUGUUAUUUACUUCCUUUUAAUUAUGAUUCUGUUGGCUUACAAUUCAAAUUAAAUUGAUAACAUGUGGGGAGAGGACUCUCUUGGUUUAACUCCAAAAUGCAUGUUCAGAGAUUAGUUUGCCAAUUUCUCCAUUAGUCCUCAGAUCUUUCUUCUGAAUGCACUGUUCUUAUUUUCUGCCGUUGUCUUAAAGCAAUAGACAGUGGGGAACCCCGCUGUCAAUACUGGGAACUCUAUUUGCUGUUGCCACAUUAAAGAGUUCAUUAGUCAGAAUAAAGGGCAAACAUUCUAUGAAUGUGAAAUAUCAACACCUCUGGCAAGGGAACACAAACCUCAUGAAAAUACUAAGUGUAAAGUUAAAAUUAAUAGUGCUAGGAUUUUCAGUUUCCAUCUUGGGUCCAGUUCCUACUCAAAUUCAAUAGAGCUAGAAUUUUUCAGGUCGCUAGAAUACUACAAAUAUCAAAAUAGAUUAUGACUAUUGUCGAAGAUAGACACAAAAAGCUGGAGUAACUCAGUGGGUCAGGCAGCAUCUCUGGAGAAAAGAUGACAUUUCAGAUUGAGAUCCUUCUUCUGACUAUUGUCCUCAGAAAUCAAUUUCAAUUCUCAGUUAUUUUAUGACGAGGCACACUGAUAGCUGUUUCUAAUAUCAGAGUUGCCGCUCCAUCUUUUAGAAUCAAUGAACUUUAAUCUUUGUUUUCAUUUAAAAUCAGUACUGAGAUAAUUACUGAGUUGAUCUUUUCCUUAUCCUGCUGUCAGUUAAAUUUAUAGUAAAAAUAUUUUGCGUUUGUUUGUACCUUUUAGUAGGUCAGACUUUAAUCUCUUUUGGUUGGGGAGAUUUGUUUAUUCGGCCUUGGAAUAUAGAUAUAGCUGACGAGGCCAGCAUUCAUUGCCCUUGUGAAGUUGCUGGUGAGUUCCCUUCUGAAUUUUUGCAGUCCUUGUGAGUAAAAGUCCUGACCCGUUGCUGUUGGCGACGGAGUUUCAGAAUUUUGACCCAGCGACGAAGAGGAAUUGAGAUAAAUUUCCAGGUCAGGGUGGAGGGUGCCCACGGGUUUAGCUCGCAGGUGGUGAUGUCUUUCUGGGUGACAGUAGUACAGGCUUGGGAAGGUGCCGUCAGUGAAGCUUUGCCUUUUAUUUCAAUGAAAGCUUUUUGACAUGAUGACAAAGAGUUAGAAAUAUGUAAUAAUUAGAGCUCAAUAGAAAGUAUGUCAGUUUGUUAUAGUUCACAGAAAUGAAUCAGCAAUUCUGAAUAAUUCAAAAUGAUUAAAAUAAUAUUGGAAUUUUGUUUCAAGUACUUUUUUUUCUUCCUGUAAACUCCUUCUACCUGCUUAAGGGCUUUGUUAUAUUGCACUUCUGGUUUCGUUAUUUUAAAGUUAUUUUGAAAUAAACCGUUUGUUCCUCUA
Molecule: messenger RNA, 2390 nt
Organism: Amblyraja radiata (thorny skate)
Lineage: Eukaryota; Metazoa; Chordata; Chondrichthyes; Rajiformes; Rajidae
Gene: vps25
Product: vacuolar protein sorting 25 homolog
Exons: 6
Coding region: 92-616 (174 amino acids)
Biological process (GO): protein transport to vacuole involved in ubiquitin-dependent protein catabolic process via the multivesicular body sorting pathway
Cellular component (GO): ESCRT II complex
Molecular function (GO): protein homodimerization activity; structural molecule activity
Source: RefSeq, a predicted model, not a curated record